Messenger RNA from Bipolaris maydis ATCC 48331, 1548 nucleotides. Its product is annotated as PUA-like domain-containing protein. Gene Ontology annotation, biological process: protein ubiquitination; negative regulation of gene expression via chromosomal CpG island methylation. Gene Ontology annotation, molecular function: ubiquitin protein ligase activity. The record is from RefSeq and is a predicted model, not a curated record. Lineage: Eukaryota; Fungi; Ascomycota; Dothideomycetes; Pleosporales; Pleosporaceae.
AUGUCAAUUCAACCGCCAGCAUGGAUGCUGGCAGCGGCACGAAAUGCUGUAAAAGUAUCAGGUGUCAACCCAGACGAAGCAUUCGCUGCUAGGAUCCGUGAUGUAAGGAAGCAGGCAGAAGCAUGUAGCAAGCAACAUCAAGAAACGAAGAGCUUGCUAGCGAAGAAGCUGGAGGAGCUGAGUCCGAAGUCAGUAUUGAAGUCUUCGGAUAGGUUUGAACAGGCAAACGUCAGAGAAGAGUCCAGCAGCACUGAGCGACAACUUGUAAAGACAAGCGCUACUGGCACCGUGGCCGGCUCUAAAGCGAUCAUACGAACAUCAGAUAGUAGCAAGCGAAAGGAGGCAGUAAAAACUCCAGAAAAAAAGCAGAGUAAGAAAGUAAGGUUUCUUACUGAGCAGGUGGAGAAGGACUCGUCACUGAAAGACACUGCUCGACAACCACAAAAGACGGCAUCGACCACAGCAGGAAACGAUUCGAAUCCCAACGAGACCGUUCCUGCACUGUCGAAAUCACUGCCAUCUUCCCAAUACAAAGUAGAGGAAUAUAACGUACCCCUGGACCUGCCAGAAUGGUACACCUCUAUCUCCAUUGACAACAGACACAUGAAGCAUCUGUCCAAACGACGGCCCCCUGCUCUCACAGCCCUAGACGCCCUCAAAGACCUCGCUCGCCAAUGUGAAGAAGCCCCCAAAAAGAACCGAUCCGGCGAUCUCCCCAACCUCUACAACAAACUCCGUGAUCUCAUCCACAAAGCCGAAAUCAUUCUCCCCGUAACCCACCACAUACUCCGCAAAGCCCACAUGCUCUCUCCUCAAACCGGCCUCCCCCGCAUCUUUCGCGCACAAGCAAACUUCCCACCCGACAUCAAAGCAGACAGCUACCAACUCUACAAGCGCUGGUACGCAGGAAACCUAACCCAAGACCUCCUCCGCGGCAUCAUCACCAAAAAAUCCACAAACCGCUCCUCCGACUCCAUCUGCCCCAUCUACCGCACCAAAUACCCCGUAACAGCAAAGUACAUUGGCCAAGGCGACCUCGUCCCCGGCCAAUGGUGGCCCACUCAGCUCUGCGCCGUCCGCGACGGCGCCCACGGCACCCCCCAAGGCGGCAUCUUCGGCAGCAAAUCCCACGGCGCAUAUUCCAUUGUGCUUUCCAGCGGAACCGGGUACGCGGACCACGACGCCGGCGACACAAUCUAUUAUUCGGGUACCGAAAACAGCGACAACACGGGUUCCGUCACGGAGAAUACCAAACACUUGCUUACGUCGCUGCAGACGCGGGAUCCGGUGAGGGUGCUGCGGUCCGCGCAGCUGGGCAAGGCGAAUAAGUAUCGCCCGGAGAGGGGGAUCAGGUAUGAUGGCUUGUAUGUGGUGGUGGGGCAUGAGGUGCUGGAUGAGAAGAAGGGGGUGUUGAGGUUUCGGCUGGAGAGGUGCGACGGGCAGGAGGGGAUUAGGUGGGAGGGAGAGGCGAGGCGGCCGACGGUGUAUGAGGUGAGGGAGUACGAGCGGUUGAAGGAGGAGGGGGCGUGGAUGGGGGGUGUGUGUUGA